Molecule: messenger RNA, 810 nt
Organism: Neomonachus schauinslandi (Hawaiian monk seal)
Lineage: Eukaryota; Metazoa; Chordata; Mammalia; Carnivora; Phocidae
Gene: HOXB5
Product: homeobox B5
Exons: 2
Coding region: 1-810 (269 amino acids)
Biological process (GO): anterior/posterior pattern specification; regulation of transcription by RNA polymerase II
Cellular component (GO): nucleus
Molecular function (GO): RNA polymerase II cis-regulatory region sequence-specific DNA binding; DNA-binding transcription factor activity, RNA polymerase II-specific
Source: RefSeq, a predicted model, not a curated record
AUGAGCUCGUACUUUGUAAACUCCUUCUCGGGGCGUUAUCCAAAUGGCCCGGACUAUCAGUUGCUAAAUUAUGGCAGUGGCAGCUCUCUGAGCGGCUCUUACAGGGAUCCCGCUGCCAUGCACACCGGCUCUUACGGCUACAAUUACAAUGGGAUGGACCUCAGCGUCAACCGCUCCUCGGCCUCCUCCAGCCACUUUGGGGCGGUGGGCGAGAGCUCGCGCGCCUUCCCCGCGCCCGCCCAGGAGCCCCGCUUCAGGCAAGCGGCGUCGAGCUGCUCCCUGUCCUCGCCCGAGUCCCUGCCCUGCACCAACGGCGACAGCCACGGCGCCAAGCCCUCUGCUUCGUCCCCCUCCGACCAGGCGACCCCGGCCAGCUCCAGCGCCAAUUUCACCGAAAUAGACGAGGCCAGCGCGUCCUCGGAGCCUGAGGAAGCGGCGAGGCAGCUAAGCAGCCCGAGCCUAGCUCGGGCACAGCCAGAGCCCAUGGCCACCUCCACAGCCGCGCCCGAGGGGCAGACUCCGCAGAUAUUCCCCUGGAUGAGGAAGCUUCACAUCAGCCAUGAUAUGACCGGGCCGGACGGGAAACGGGCCCGGACCGCGUACACCCGCUACCAGACCCUAGAGCUGGAGAAGGAGUUCCACUUCAACCGCUACCUGACGCGGCGGCGGCGCAUCGAGAUCGCCCACGCGCUCUGCCUGUCCGAGCGCCAGAUCAAGAUCUGGUUCCAGAACCGGCGCAUGAAGUGGAAGAAAGACAACAAACUGAAAAGUAUGAGCCUGGCUACAGCCGGCAGCGCCUUCCAGCCCUGA